GAAUAACCUUUUAUCAAUUAAGAAAAAUAGCAUUCUCGCCGGUUCUCUGAUCACAAGCAUCCGUGGUUGGAGCGAGGCCAUGGUUUGAUGGUCCCCAGAGGAGAGAGAGUUUAUUUGGAGGGACUCGAAGAGAGGAAAAAAGAACCAAGGAACCGUUUCCACCCAACUCCACGAGGUAGUUCGAUUCCAGAGAGAGAGGUGGGGCGCGGGGGGGAAGGGUUGGGUCGAUGAGCUCGUCGGCGGCGUUGGAGUGGAAGUUCUCUCAGGUGUUCGGCGAGCAGUCUCCCGGCGAGAAAGUUGAUGAUGUCGAUUUCAUAUCUGCGGUUGAAUUUGAGAGCAGAGGAGACUAUCUUGUGGCUGGAGAUCAUGGGGGUCGCAUUAUCCUUUUUGAAAGAACAGAUGGGACAAAUCUGCAUCCACGGAAAGAGUUGGAGCACAUGGACUAUCCUGCUACAGUGCAUCCUAGAUAUUUUUACAAGACGGAGUUUCAAAGUCAUGAACUCGAGUUUGAUUACCUGAAGAGUUUGGAAAUUGGGGAGAAGAUCAACAAACUGAGAUUCUGUGCUACACCCAACAAUUCUCUAUUUAUACUUUCUACAAAUGAUAGGACAAUUAAGCUAUGGAAGGUUUCAGAAUGUAAGGUGAAGAGAGUCAAGGAAAUGGAACUAAGUCCAAAUGUUUCCUCAGAAAAUGCACUUCUUUCUGGGAAGAGUUUUGUGGCCGGGCUUAAUGAAUCAUCCAUCCAGAAUGGUUAUCAUCUUGAAUGGAUAGAUAAAAAGCCUAGGAGUGUUUCUCCAGCACCUGAGGAAGGCCCUAACACGAUAUUUAAUGUUGGAGAGAGUUCUGUUGCAAGGUGCCGGAGGGUGUACGCACAUGCUCAUGAUUAUAAUAUCAAUUCUAUAUCAAACAAUAGUGAUGGUGAGACAUUCAUAUCUGCUGAUGACCUCAGAAUAAACUUAUGGAACAUGGAAGUUAGUAAUCGAUGCUUUAACAUUGUUGACCUGAAGCCACUGGACAUGGAGGAUCUCAUAGAGGUCAUAACAUCUGCCGAGUUUCAUCCAGAUUACUGUAAUCUCUUAGCUUACAGCAGUUCAAGAGGUUUUAUCCGAUUGGUUGACAUGCGUCAAUCGGCACUAUGUGACCAGAAUGCAAAAAUAUUACUAGAUCAUGAAGCUCGUGGAUCUAGAUCCUUCUUCACCGAGAUAAUUGCUUCAAUUUCUGAUAUAAAGUUUGCAAAAGAUGGAAGACAUAUUUUAAGUCGGGACUACAUGAAUCUAAAGUUGUGGGACUUGCACAUGGAAAGCUCUCCUAUUGCAAUUUUUAAGAUAAAUGAGUAUCUUCGCCCCAAGCUAUCUGUGUUAUAUAAUCAUGAUGCUAUUUUCGACAAGUUUGAGUGCUGCAUUAGCAGGGAUGGACAUCACUUCGCAAGUGGAUCUUACAGCAAUAUUUUCAAAGUUUUCUCUCAUGAUGGUGGGCAAGAUGAUGGAAUUACAUUGGAAGCUAGCAGAAACCCAAACAGGGUAUCACAUUGUCGAACUGCCACAAGAACUGCAGGAUUGCUAGGCAGCUUUGCCUGUGGACUCAACCGAAGAGGACAUGACAAUACAGGUUCUGAUGCUAGUGAUGAGAUCCCUUGCAACUUGAAAUCCAAACUGAUCCAUUUGGCCUGGCAUCCUACAACAAGCUUAAUUGCCUGUGCUACUAAAUGUAGCUUAUACAUGUACUAUGCAUAGAUCAUUUCAUUUAUUUAUUUACUUAAUGUAUGCUGUGACAGUUGGGGGCAAAAAAGCACAGAGAUUCAAUGUCUAGUUA
Messenger RNA from Phoenix dactylifera (date palm), 1812 nucleotides. NCBI's taxonomy places the organism in Eukaryota, Viridiplantae, Streptophyta, Magnoliopsida, Arecales, Arecaceae. The record is from RefSeq and is a predicted model, not a curated record.